Messenger RNA from Lytechinus variegatus (green sea urchin), 3937 nucleotides. RefSeq lists its product as uncharacterized. The transcript has 5 exons. Gene Ontology annotation, biological process: signal transduction. The record is from RefSeq and is a predicted model, not a curated record. Lineage: Eukaryota; Metazoa; Echinodermata; Echinoidea; Temnopleuroida; Toxopneustidae. Gene Ontology annotation, molecular function: protein binding. Bases 1233 to 3638 code for a protein of 801 amino acids.
GUAUACAUUCCGAUCUCAUAUCCACCUCAUUAUUGAGCGAUUCCAACUUCUUCCAUGUUUAGCCCUGUUAAUGUAUGCAUGGUUUGAAUGGUUUGUAAGGGCCGCGGGGCAAGGGCCAGUCUCUAUGGAACUUCGAAAGACCAUUGUUAUGAUAUACAGUUAGAAUAAACAAUCCUGAAUUAUAAAGUAGGAGAGAUAGACGACGCAAACCCUUUCCUGCUUAAUGCCUAUAUAGGCCUUUUUCGUGCAAGCCAUACAGUACAUCAUUUUCAUUCUACACUACUUCAAUGAAAAUUAAAUACUCCGUCUACUAUUACCUUCUUGACGUUUUGCUCAUUAUUAAAAUGGUUAGAAAGCCAGUUAAGUUGUUUCUGGCCCCCGGAAAUUUGCCCGAAACACAAUGAUAUAGGCGCGUAUAGAGUUGAAUGAAUGCUAAAUUAUUAUGCCUAGAGCUAGAGAUACACAUUAUAUUCGAGAAACGCCUUGUAUCUCUCAUGUUUAUGGAUGUGCGAUUAUCAACAGCAGCAGGUUGGGCGAAUGCGGACAGAGUAUUAUGACCCAUUAUGACUUUGCAAUCGGGACUUCCCUGGUUUUAAAUAGACGAGCAUUUGCGGGCAUUUGCAUUUCUUAGAGGGGUAUUUGUUCUAAAAAUAGACUUAUUGCGCCAUCCCGGAUUUCCCCCUUUCGCUCUUGUUUGGAAUCUUUUACUGCCUGUAUGCCUGCGUGAUGCAGGCGGAUGCAGGACCAGCGCAGGACGGCGCGGUCAAUCAAAGGAGGCCGUACGUACCCGGUACGUACCGUACCGUACGUUCGUGCGUGUACAAGAUCAUGAAAUGUCUGGAUGACCCGAAAAUUUCUCGUGGUUUUGACCGCUGAUAUUUACUCCUUUUUCGUGGAAAUCGUGAGUGACUUUGCCAUAGGAAGCUGCACAAUAUUUUCAAGGUCGCUUUUGUUGUGAGUAUAGACUCAAGAGUCAACCAUUAAUUCAUCUUCAUGGGAUCAUAAUCUAUCGUACCGUAUUCCAAGGACACGGCAGUGUGAUAAGACGCACUCAUUCAAUGAACAAGGUAGACUAGACACUGAUGUUGUGAAUGUGAGUGCAUGGCAUGGGGCAGUAAGAGAAGAGGGUUAUGCCUGUAUAAAUAUUGAGAUCCCCAAGAUAAUGUAGAUUUCAAAUUGGCAAAUGGAGACACCAGAUCCUACAAUGCACUGGCUUCACCUGAGGUUAGAAGAUGUCUCAAAAUAACCCUGCCCUUAGUCAGCACAACACUUUGGCUUCAACGAUUUCAAGUAUUGAAGAAAAGAGACCAUCACUAGAGAUGGUUUCUCAGGACAAACACUUCCAGAAUUUGCAAUCUAAUGAGGGUAAGAACAUGGAGUGUCAGUAUCAGGGAAAAGAAAACUUGGUUGCAGAAGAACAAGCGGAGGAAGGAGAAAUGAGCAUAAGAGGUUCUUUGCUCUCUCAAGAUGUGAGAGCAGAUGGAUGGUGCCAAGAAAGAGAUGUUGGAUCUUUAAGAGGUGACCUUGGACUAGAAUGUCAUGGAGAUGCUGAUGUCAGCAUGAGUGGCAGCUUGCGAUCUGAUAAUUUUGAUAGAAAUGUGGGGACUGCUGCCAUUUGCAAGGAAAGAUACAAAGAAGAACAGGUCCAAAAGAAACUCCAAGACUUGCGUAUAGCUGGUGAAAAGGUUACUAGGGAAGAAGAUCAUAAUCAAGAAAGACAUUGUGAAAGUGUCAAAGGUACAGACACUCAAAAUCUAUCUGUAACGAGUGGACAUAAACUAGAUAAAGCAGUUCUACCUGGUGAAAAAACAAGAAUAGGAGAUGCUACAGGAGAAAAGGGAAUAGAAGCAGCGAGAAAGAGGCAAGUAGGACAUUCUGAACAGGAACUGGAAGCCUCAUUGUUACCAAUACGAUCAAGUGACAAUGGUCAAGAAACAUUCUAUCAAGAUUCUAACAAACAAUCAUUGGACAGUUCCCACAGUUUGCAUUCAUCUCAUAGCGAACCCAGCAUGACUACAUCCCAGUCUUCUCCGACAUCCUCCUCCAAAUACUCUCGUAGUCAAUCCCUCCAGGUCAGCCGCAAAAACGACCAUUAUGACAUACUGCUGAUCUACACCAAAGAAGAUGAACGCACAUGUGCAAUCCCUUUCAGAGAAUAUGCUGCCAGUAAAGACUGGAAGGUUACCUCCACAGCUGAGCUUCCUAUCGGUCCCCUAUCACUUAAAAACUUUCGCAAAGCCAUGGAGUGUUGCUCGUACGUUGUGCUGUUAAUAUCCUCUCAUUUCAUCUCGGACAGGGCCUGUGAACGACACUACAACAUUGCCAUCCAGUAUGGAGAUAAACACCCAGAGUUCACUGAUUGUGUUCUUCCAAUCCUCUUUGAUAGUGCUGAACUUCCUCCUGAAUUAGAUGCUAUUCAGCAUGUCACAUGGGAUCAUCAUUACUUUGACAAUGUCAUGACAAAGUCAAUUGAUGUUGAGAAGCGCCUGGAGCGAGAGUUGCAGGAAGCUGCAGCAGCUACAUGCACAUCAUUAACCCAUAGCAGAGCUAUCUCAGUAGAUGCCAGCUUACCCACCACAAGUUCCUUUCAGUACCAGAUGGCCUCAACCCCACCAACCCUUCACACAGUUCCUGCAAAAAUACCAGUUCCUGGGACUGAGUCACCUCAAGGAAAUACAGCUGCACAACAGAGAGUAAAAGAACAAGAAGCAUGUUUGAUGCCUACUGAUGUUGAAUCACCAAUCUUGCCACCCAUUCCUGUUAACACAACAUCCGAUGUGGUUGCCAAGCAAGGACUUCAGCCAGGAAAUGCAGCAACCACUGGAGGUCAGGCACAACUAGCUGCCAACCAGCACACUAUAGUCCCUCAUAGGUUUGAUCAUAGCAACAUGCCACAACAUCAAUCUCUUGCCACCAUACCCUGCCAACCACAAUCAACAUUCCAGCAACCAGUGAAUGCAGCAGAAAGGCAGUAUCAACCAUUACAGCAUCCUGGACCGGUUGCUAGUAUAUCUCAGGGUGGCAGUGGUGCAGUGGCACAAGUCACCUCUCAGAUCCUGCAACCCCAACCACCACAUCAGCCACUGACCAAUCUAUAUCCUGCAGCAUACCAACCACAAUCAACCUAUCAUCAACACGUUCCUGUGCAGUAUCAACAUCCUCAUUUUCCUGAGUCAGAUGGAUCUCCACAUUCAGUCACAUCAACAUCUCCAGUUGUCCAAUCUCAACUGCAUCGUACAAUCUCCCAUCCUUCACAGGAUUAUGCCAACAUGACAGGUGAAGAUAUAUUGCGUUCACUGAUCCCAGAGUUAAAACCUGGACAAGCCGCUACCCAUAUGCUCUCAUCGACUCGAUUUGGUAAGAUAUGUGAGCUCCUGGAUGACACCGACGUCCGGGGAAAUGACUGGAGAUUCCUGGCUGAGAUCCUGGAUGUGAACUCCUCUCAAAUGAGUUUAUUGGAGAAGAAUCAGAGAGGGAAAACAAGGUUUCUUUUGGAGGUUUUCUUCUUGAAAAAUGGGAUGGAGGGGAAAUUAAAGGCACUGGAGGAGCUGUCGAAAAUUCUGAAACUGAUCGAGAGGCACGAUGCUGCUGAACAUGUAGAUAUGGAAAUCAAAGUUACCAAGUGUAGAGGAAGGUAAUGAUUCUUAACUAUUUGUAGAACACAUAAGCCCCCCCCCCUUCUCAUGAGUACCAUAGUUAAAAUUAUUUCCUGGUAAACCUUGGAUAUGUUUUUAACUUAGAAUGUCUGUGCCUGAGCAUUGCUUUUAUGUGAUUGUGAAAAGGUAGGUACUUGUCAUUUAUCUUGAAAAUGAAAGAUAUGUUUCAUUGUCUAGAGUUUGUUUACAGAGUGAUUCUGUACCUCCUGGGGGCCGUUUCAUAAAGCUGUUCGUAAGUUAAGAGCGACUUUAAGAAUGACUGGUGAACUGGUGAACCUUUC